AUGGAUGCCGUCAACAAGACUGACCUUCCAGGGAACGUUUCAACCACAGAAGUGUAUGCCAGCCCCUCCCUAGAGAGAAUUACCUCUGCAAACCUGGCCACUGCCCUUUUUAUCUUUGUGUCCUUACUGGUGGGGACACCUUCCAACAGCCUCUUCCUCUGGGUGCUGGGGGUGAAGAUGAAGAGGACGGUGAACACCCUCUGGUUCUCCCAUCUGAUCUUCACCUACUUGCUGUACUGUUCCUUCCUUCCUGUCUUCUCUGUCUACAUCUUGCUGGACUUCCAUUGGGUCUUCGGGACGGUGGUUUGCAAACUUAUCAAUUUCUCCUUUUCUCUCACGAUGUUCACCACCGUCUUUCUCCUCACCAUCAUUAGCUUGGACCGUUACCUCCUUAUCUGUCACCCCGUCUGGUCCCAGCACAACCGUACGAUUCCCCGGACAUGGAGAGUGGUCUCAGUAGUGUGGCUGGUUUCCUUAAUACUCAGCUCUCCCUACUGCUUUCGGGAGAUCCAAGAGAGCAAGGACAGGAAGAGGUGUCUCAAUAACUAUGCUCUGUCCAGCGACUGGGACAGGCCUGCAACUAAAGACUUGAGGGCUCACAUUCACAUGGCUCUCUUUGUGGUCCGGUUCCUACUGGCUUUUUUGCUUCCCCUUCUGAUCAUCGCGGGCUGCCAUUGCAGGAUGGGCUGGGAAUUGAAGAAGAAAAGGCUGGUGAGGAACAGGAAGCCUUUCUGGGUCUUGGGGGCAGCUGUGGUCUCCUUCUUCGUCUGCUGGCUCCCUUACCACCUCUACCACAGUUCACCGAAUUAUUGGGAAUCGUUCGGCUUCACACAACAGGCAUUACGGAUGGUGAUGGUCGUCGGGGAGUGCUUCAAUUUCUGCUUCACCCCCAUUCUCUAUCUGUUUGUCGGGGAGAGAUUCCAGCAGGUCUUCAAGACGUCUCUUCUGUCCCUGCUGAAGAGGGGCUUUAUGGAUAUUCCCAUCAUCCCCAUGGGCAACACCAAUGAGGACGGCCACCAAACUUGUAGCAUCAGCAGCUUGGAGGGGAAGCUCUCUCAAGGAAAUUGCCAGUCGUCUCCUUGA
Messenger RNA from Heteronotia binoei (common prickly gecko), 1083 nucleotides. Its product is annotated as probable G-protein coupled receptor 33. Gene Ontology annotation, cellular component: plasma membrane. Gene Ontology annotation, biological process: complement receptor mediated signaling pathway; phospholipase C-activating G protein-coupled receptor signaling pathway; positive regulation of cytosolic calcium ion concentration. Lineage: Eukaryota; Metazoa; Chordata; Lepidosauria; Squamata; Gekkonidae. Gene Ontology annotation, molecular function: G protein-coupled receptor activity; complement receptor activity. The record is from RefSeq and is a predicted model, not a curated record.